Molecule: messenger RNA, 4512 nt
Organism: Miscanthus lutarioriparius
Lineage: Eukaryota; Viridiplantae; Streptophyta; Magnoliopsida; Poales; Poaceae
Source: the annotation of a GenBank genome assembly
AUGGUGCUGAAGCUGGACCUGCACGACAACAAGGACAAGCGGAAGGUGUUCGAGGCGGUCUCCACUCUCGACGGUAUUGACUCCAUCUCCGUGGACAAGGAUUCCAAGAUGACAGUGAUAGGGCUGGUCGACCCCGUCGACGUCGUGGCCAGUCUGCGCAAGGUCUGCUCCGCCGCCAUCGUCUCCGUCGGGCCAGCCAAGGAGGAGAAGAAGGACGCCGAGAAGGAGGGCGACAAGAAGAAGGACUCUUCAAUUCAAAUCUACAAUGUUGAAACUGAGCUCACGGGUCAUCAUAAAAAGAUAACUGGACUAGCAUUUUCGCAAUCAAUGGAGGUGCUUGUAUCUUCAGGUGUUGAUGCUCAGGGGAGCAUUUCUCGCAGGUUAGCCCUACAGUGUGUUGAAGAGCACAACGUUGGCCAGCUGGCUAACAUAGCUGUGGAGAGAGUGAGAUCCAUCUUUGCCAGUCGGUGCAAUUUUGGUGCAUUAUGUCCACGCCUCCCAUAUUUACAUGUAGUAGAAAUGGUAGAAUGUCGUGUUUCCAACAAAGACUGCAUGAAAGCUGUGUCGGAGAAUCAUCUUGGGAGUUUACUUCACUUGAGGUACCUCAGAGUAGAGAAUAUCAAAAAGCCGCCCGAGGUUGGGUAUUUGAGGUUUCUGCAAACACUGGAUAUACGGAACAGCUGGAUGAAGGAGCUGCCCGAGGAGUUUGUGAAGGAGCUGGGCCUGCUGAAGGAACUGAGGGUGCUCAAGACUAGGAUUUCUGUUAGGAGUGAGAGCAUCGAGAGUGCUUUGCUGGAGUCCCUUAGUUGUCUGCACAAUAUCCAGGAACUUGAAAUUUUGGAAUACUUCUCUCCAAAUAAGGGCUGGGUGAGCAGCGAUGCAGGACGGGUCUCCUGUCGGCAUCUCCGUGUCCUGCGUUUUCACUGCUUUGUGUUUUCUGGACUGCCAGUGUGGAUUAACUCGUCGCUUGCUCCAAACCUAUGCUAUCUGGAUCUGCUAGUGGUAGCUGUGGAAGACCAGGACAUGGAAACCCUUGCCAAGUUGCCAGAGCUCAGUUGCCUCAUACUGCGUUCAGAAAGUGACACCAAGUCAGUAGUUAGCAUAAAGAUUCGUACUGAUGAAGGUGUUGGCUACUUCCGCAAGUUGAGAUUCUUAAAGAUACUCGGUUCAUUUAUCAGGUUUGAUGUGCGCGGCAGCGAGUGCAACAGCAGCAGGGUACCAUCUAAUAAUACUAUCAUGCCAGGUCUUGAAUCCCUUGAGUUUCGUGUUCAUGUGCGGUCCCUAAAAGACGAGAAGCUGCAGCUUGGUUUUGACAAGAUGCUUGGCUUCCAGAACCUCGGAACAAAUUCGCUCCAGCGAGUCAAAGCCGAAGUGAACUGUGAAGGUGCCAGUAUUUGGAAUGUGGUGGAAGCAGAGGCUGCAUUGGAGCACGCGGCCGCAGUCCAUCCAAAACAUCCCACCCUUCUAACCAAGAGGGUAGAAACACAAUAUAUGAUCGAGAUCUCACGCUACCAAGAGGAUAUUCCUGCUUUGAUUGACACGGUGAUGAAGAGUCCUGUUACUGCUUCGCUCGGCCCCAUGGCUACUCUUCUCCGUAAAGUUGGUUCCCUCAAGUUCAUGGCUCCAUGCCCAAGUGAUGACGAUAUCAAACAUUUCAAGGAACAUUUUGAGGUGUUAUGCAGUGAUCUGUUGGAGCCAGAGGAAACUAGCUCCAUGCCCAAGUGGUGGAGGAAGGAGGUUCGUGAGCUCCUUUAUGAUACAGAGGACCGAUUGGACAAGGUAAUCCUCUUGCCUGGUGGUGAUUUCUCAGAGUUAAUCGCUGGUGUGGAGGAUGCAUAUGAAAGACGCAAACGUUUGAAGCUAGCUCUUAAUGAUAAGACCAUAAAACCUGACCUCGGUGAAGCCAGCUGCCUCACACCUGAUGAAUGGACAUCCCACAAGCUGUCGAUGCCCAUCUCCGCUGGCAGCAGUUGUAUAGUUGGAGUCGACGAGCUCAUGAACAAGCUCAUCAAGCAGCUGGCUUUUGAUGACCAUAACCAAAAAGGGCUCAAGGUGGUCCCAAUCCUUGGAUUCCCAGGUGUUGGAAAGACAACAGCAGCUGGAACCUUGUAUCACGAGCACAGAGGGAAAUUCCAGUGUUCAGCUUUUGUACGUGUUUCUCGAACUCCAGAUAUGAGGAGUCUCCUCAUCAGCAUUCUGUUACAAGUUAAGGCACCGUGGCUCUGGGCCUUUCCUGAUGCCCACGACCUUAUCGAUGGCAUUAAGAAGCAUCUGGAAGGCAAAAGGCCAAAAGAAAUUGAUUUGCUUCCUUGUGUAACCUGCACACACACUGACACAGAGAGGGAGGAGAGGGACAAUGUCCUUGAUUCAGGUCAGGAUGGACAACUAAGAGAAAUUUACCUGAACUGGCUUCAUCAAUGGAUUUUAACGUCUUACUUAAUAUAUACGUACAGGUACUUCAUAAUAUUGGAUGGUCUAUGGACCGCAUCAGUAUGGGAUAUUAUCAGCCGUGCUUUCCCCGAUGGUAAUUAUGGCAGCAGAAUAGUAACAACCACACAAAUUAAUGAUGUAGCAUUGUCAUGCUGUGGAUACUACCCAGAUUAUAUUGAGAUGAGUCCUCUUAAUGAUGAUCAAUCAAGAAGAUUAUUCUUCACUAUGGUAUUUGGCUCUGAAGAUUAUUACCCUUCAGAUUUCAAAGAAGUUUCAUAUAAGAUUAUUAAGAAAUGUGCUGGCUUACCAUUAGCAAUUGUAAAUGUAGCCAGUCUGUUACGAAGGGAAUCAAACCUCGCUGUGGAGAAAUGGGAACACAUACAAGAUUCUUUGCCUUCCAUUUUGUGGACAAAUUCUACUACUAACGAAGCGAUGAGUGACCUUUCCUCUGAUACUGUUAUUGGAUCUGAAGGUAGCCAGUUAGCAAGAGGAACUAAGAUUGAGAAAUGGAAACACACAGAGGAUUAUUCUUUUUGCUCCACUUUCGAAGGGUUGAAACAAAUUCUAGGGUUUGUCUACAAUAAUCUUCCGCCUCAUUUGAAGACAAGCUUGUUAUAUCUCAGUAUGUAUCCCGAGGGUUAUGUGGUCUGGAAGCAUGAUUUAGUGAGACAAUGGGUCGCUGAAGGCUUUAUGAAUGCCGUGGGAGGGCGAAGCGCAGAGGAAAUUGCUGGGGAUUAUUUUGAUGAGCUUGUCAAUAGUGGAAUCGUCCAACCUGUGGACACCAAGUAUGACAGCGAGGUAUUGUCAUGUACAGUUCAUCACAUGGUACUUGAUCUUAUUAGGCACGAAUCCAAGGAGAUGAACUUCAUCAUUACUGUGGACCAUUUGCAGUCAUGGCUAGCACAUCCUGACCAAGUUCGUCGAUUGUCCAUCCAGUUCGGAGGUGCAAAAAGUGCAGACAUACCAGAAAACAUCAUGAUAUCGAAACUUCGAUCACUUCUGUUUUGUGGUUUCUUUGACUGUGUACCUUCAGUCGUUGAUUAUGAGUUUCUACGAGUUCUUAUUCUUGAUAUUUGGGGCAAUGGAGACGAGAUGAAGUUGGACCUCACAGGAAUUUGUGAGCUGCUUGGACUUAGAUAUUUGAAGAUCCAAUGUAAUGUCAUGGUGAAUCUGCCAUAUGAGAUAAGCAGGCUAAAAUACUUGGAGACACUAGAAGUGGAUGCAAGAUUAUCUGCCGUUCCAUUUGACAUUGGUCGUUUGGAGAAGUUAUUGCACCUUCUCCUUCCGAGUGAGGCUAUUCUGCCACCAGGGUAUGGCAGCCUCCAAGAUCUCAGCAAGAACUCAUCACGAAAUGUGAUUGAUCUUGCCGAGCUGACCAACCUCCAAGAUCUUCGUCUUGUGUGUUCUACUUCCACAAUACUGUCUGACUCAAUGAUGAAACACCUUGCCUUGCUUCUGGGGAUGUUAAAUAACCUCAGAUCUCUAGCUCUGCAUGGUGAUGCAGGAGCUUCUAGCCUGAGCAUUUGUGAUAAUAGCUUGAGUAACGUCUCUCCUUCACCGGCCCUCCUUGAGAAACUCGAGUUGCGGCCACGGGUUUGCACCUUGUCAAGACUCCCUAAAUGGAUUGGGGAACUCAGCAGACUCGCCAUCCUAAAGAUUGAAGUUUUAAAUCUGUCGAUCGAUGACAUUGCUAUCCUGGAAGGACUGGCAUCACUCACUGCUCUCUCUCUCUGUGUACUGGCAGAGCAUGUAGAAUGGAUCGUCUUUGAGAAAGGAUUCCCAGCACUCAAGUACUUCAAGUUCGUUUGUACAGCACCAUACAUGUCCCUUUUGGAAGGAGCAAUGCCCAAUGUCCAAAAGCUCAAGAUAGCCUUCAAUGCGAACAGAUUGCAGCCAGAAUAUGAUCCGGGGAUUUUUGGCUUCAAGCACAUGACAAGCCUUACAGAGGUCACUGUAAAAUUUGGAGGGGCCAAUGCUGAUGAGUCCAGCAAAGGGGACGCAGAACGUGUACUGAAGGACGCCUUUGGCAACAAUCCAAGCAGCCCUAUCUUGAACGUUCAGUGGGUGGAUUGCAUUUUUUAG